CUCGGGGCGGAGUUGCGUCACGUGCGGGGAAGAAAGAGCCGGAGGCACACAGGGCGUGGGGCGGAGCGGCCAUGGCAGCUCCGGAGUCGCUGUCCCCGGCGGGCGGCGCGGGCGAGGAGGCGCCGGAUGACGACGAGGACGAGGCGGAGGCCGAGGACCCCGAACGUCCAGGGGCAGUCGGCGGCGCGCGCAGUGGCGGCGGCGGCGGCGGGGCCGGGGCGGGGAGCUGCGGCGGGCCCGGGAGCGCGUUCACUAGGCGCGCGGUCACGCUGCGCGUGCUCCUCAAAGACGGACUGCUGGAGCCCGGCUCCGGGGUGCUGUCCAUCUACUACCUGGGGAAGAAGUUCGUGGGAGACCUGCAGCCCGAUGGGAGGAUUGUGUGGCAGGAAACAGGGCAGGUGUUCAACUCACCCAGCGCCUGGGCCACCCAUUGCAAGAAGCUGGUGAACCCAGCCAAGAAGUCUGGCUGUGGCUGGGCCUCCGUCAAGUACAAGGGCCAGAAACUGGACAAGUACAAGGCUGCCUGGCUCCGGCGAAACCAGUUCCAUGUGCCUGCAGUUGCUGCCGAUGAGAGCCCAGCCAGCGAAGGGGAGGAGGAGGAGCUGCUGAUGGAGGAAGAGGAGGAGGAGGUUCUAACAGGAGUUUCAGCGGAGGAUAAGAGUCGGAGACCACAGGCAAAGGGCCCCUCAGAGCCCGUCCACCCAGAGGCCAUACCCCCAGGGAAACGAGUAGAAAACAAGACCCGGGUGCCAGUGCGCUAUUGCAUGCUGGGUAAUCGCGACUCUGCCAGGAACCCCCACACCCUGGUGGAAGUAACAUCCUUUGCAGCCAUCAACAAAUUCCAACCUUUCAACGUGGCCAUCUCCAGCAACGUGCUGUUCCUGCUGGACUUCCACAGCCACCUGACCCGCAGCCAGGUCGUGGGGUACCUGGCGGGCCGCUGGGACAUCAACAGUCAGAUGCUCACCGUGCUCAGAGCCUUCCCUUGCCGGAGCCGGCUAGGGGACGCAGAGACCGCAGCCACAGUGGAAGAGGAGAUCUACCAGAGUCUGCUCCUGCGGGGCCUGUCUCUGGUGGGCUGGUAUCACAGCCACCCGCACAGCCCGGCACUGCCGUCACUGCAGGACAUCGACGCACAGAUGGACUACCAGCUGCGGCUUCAGGGCUCCAGCAACGGCUUCCAACCCUGCCUUGCCUUGCUCUGCUCCCCUUACUACUCUGGCAACCCAGGACCAGAAUCCAAGAUCUCGCCCUUCUGGGUGAUGCCACCCCCUGAGCAAAGGCCCAGUGACUAUGGCAUCCCCAUGGACGUGGAAAUGGCCUAUGUCCAGGACAGCUUCCUGACUAAUGACAUCCUUCAUGAGAUGAUGCUGCUGGUAGAGUUCUACAAGGGCGCCCCUGACCUCGUCAGGUUCCAGGAGCCCUGGAACCAGGAGCACACCUACCUCGACAAGCUCAAGGGCCGUGACUGCAGUGGUAUGGAAACCAUGGCCUCCUGGGCCCGCCCAGCUGGGUCAGAGCCUGAGUCACCAGCAUGGGCCCACACUGGCUGCCACUGUGAAACCCAAGACGGUGCCUCCCUGGGGAAACAUGGGGCCCAGCCCAAGCCACAGCUCCAGAUCAGGUGCCAUCGGGACCCUGCCAGGUAAGACGCAGAGCUGAGGAGUUGCUGUGGGAGAGGAUGAGCUCAGCCAGACGAGGCAGCAGCCUCCAGAGAUGAACGUAGAUCCAAGGCCUGGGCAGUGGGACAGUCCACAAACAGAAGACGCUGUGUGCCAAGAGCUGGAGGGCAGCUGCUAUGGGAGUUGAGCAGAGAACAAAAGCAGAAGAACCUUCUUUCCCUGGGGAGAGGUGCAGGGUCGGAUGGCUGCCCCACUCCAGGCAGGCAUGCCUGGAGUGGGCCCUCAGGGGCAGCAGAAGUUCCAAUCCUGCCGAGUGGGACGUGCCAAUGGGAUGCCUUGUAAUUGAAUCAUCUCGGCAGGGAAACCUGAUCAAUGUGACACAGAAAAUAAAUGGCUGAUCUCCAAGCUCAGUGA
Messenger RNA from Phacochoerus africanus (Common warthog), 2036 nucleotides. RefSeq names its product MPN domain containing (gene MPND). NCBI's taxonomy places the organism in Eukaryota, Metazoa, Chordata, Mammalia, Artiodactyla, Suidae. The transcript is spliced from 13 exons. Bases 72 to 1649 code for a protein of 525 amino acids. The record is from RefSeq and is a predicted model, not a curated record. Gene Ontology annotation, biological process: double-strand break repair. Gene Ontology annotation, molecular function: polyubiquitin modification-dependent protein binding; metallopeptidase activity. Gene Ontology annotation, cellular component: BRISC complex; BRCA1-A complex.